GAAGAGCAGAAGCUGACGGUUGUUUAAACUUCUCAAUCCCAGAAACCUUCCUGGGCUAGUCCAAUCGGAAAGUAGAGGGGCAGUUGUCUUCUUGGUAUUUGAAAAGGGGCUAACCAAUGAGGCGGAGCGUGAGGGGGGGGGGGUAGUGUCGAGUGAUUGAUAACUCUCUCAACCAAUAGAGAUUACUAUCUCGCAUCAGGAAAACCAUCAUCAUAACUUUGUCUCUAGCUGGAUUUGUGCACGAUCGCGUCAUCAUUCACCAAUCUAUUUUGUUUAAUAAAAAAAAUUUUUUUUUAAGUGGAAGUCUCAAAAGCGAAGACUGGCACUCCUCAAAGGCUCACGACGUACAGCUCGCCGGCCGAUCCUGAACAAGUCCCAUCCCAAGGAGGCGUCACCCCUGGGCAAACAAGCCAAGCUUCAGCCCAUGGGCCGCACGCGCUGCGUGAUAGACGUCCUCCCAGACCAAUGGCUUCCUGCGCUGGAGGCGGGUCACAUACAGCGGGCCUAUGGGAGUCUACGUCUGCUCAGCCAAUAGGGUCAGGGCAGAGGGCGUGGCGGGAGGUUUGAAACUCGUACCUUCGGAGGUUGAUCCUCGAGCUGCUGUGCACGCAAAGGAAUCGGGGCCCGGCAUCACCUCCUCGCCCCGGGCCGGGCCCUGCCCCCCACCUUCCCCUCCUGGUUGACAUGGGUUCGGCCAAGAGCGUCCCAGUCACCCCGGCGCGGCCUCCGCCGUACAACAAGCAUCUGGCUCGAGUGGAGGACCCCCGUUCACCUAGUGCCGGCAUCCUGCGCACUCCCAUCCAGGUGGAGAGCUCUCCACAGCCAAGCCUACCAGCAGGGGAACAACUAGAGGGUCCUAAACAGGCCCAGGACUCAGAUCCCCGCUCUCCUACCCUUGGCAUUGCACAGACACCUAUGAAGACCAGCAGCGGAGAUCCUCCUAGCCCACUGGCGAGUAACCCACUGGCGAAACAGCUGAAUGAAGUAUUUGAGACUGCAGCCUCCAAAUCGAAUCUUACUCCUGAGCCUGUUCUGCCCCUGCGGGCACCUUCAUCUUCUGAAUUGGACUUGCCUCUGGGUACCCAGUUAUCCGUUGAGGACCAGACAACACCUGGGAACCAGAGUGAGCUCCCCUCCAAACAGGUGUUUUCUAAGGAAGAAAUAAGACAGCUCACAGAAACCCCUGUGGCCAGCCAGAGCUCAGACAAGCCCUUGAGAGACCCUGAGAGUCCCCGAUCUUCAGGUUCUAAGCGCAAUAGAUGGAAACCAAACGGCAAGGUACCAGGGAGAUCCCCCCUCACCAUCCUGCAGGAUGACAACUCACCCGGGGCCCUGACACCAAGACAGGGUAAGCGGCCUUCUCCUCUAAGUGAAAAUGUUAGGGAACUAAAGGAAGGAACUGGACGACUUCUGAAAACUGGAGGACGAGCAUGGGAGCAAAGCCAGGACCAGGACAAGGAAAAUCAGCACUUUCCUUUGGUAGAGAACUAGACCCUGCAUGGCCCUAGCACUGGACUCACCCAGGGCCUGGUGAUAUUCUGUGUCCUCUCACCCCUUCUUUCCCAGGAAGACUAGGAGAGAUUUAUUUUUCUUUCACUCCUCCUAAACUGCCAACUCUGGGACUGAGAGCUUUAUUGGACUUUCUUUGUGUCUUAUGUGUUUCUUGUAUAUUAAAGGAAGUGGUUUUAAAUGAUGCU
Messenger RNA from Galeopterus variegatus (Sunda flying lemur), 1697 nucleotides. It is a transcript of the gene CDCA3, whose product is annotated as cell division cycle associated 3. The record is from RefSeq and is a predicted model, not a curated record. The transcript has 6 exons. Lineage: Eukaryota; Metazoa; Chordata; Mammalia; Dermoptera; Cynocephalidae. Bases 685 to 1491 code for a protein of 268 amino acids.